AAAGCUCAGUCAAGUUUUGCUAGUCGACGGAGGAGCAGCAGUUUGUCCGUGCGCAGGCGACUCUACGACUAUCGACACGUUGUUUUUUUUAUUUGUGGAUAUUCUUACGGCAUUCUUUCGAAGUAACGGACGGAUUUAGACCGGAACCAGUGACCCAGGCGCUGUCGCUUUAAAGCGAACACCUCCCCCUCCCCCCUUCAAAUAUUGGCGCCCCCCAAUCACCCAGAUAACAUGGAUGGAUUCUACGACCAGCAAGUCCCCUUUAUGGUCCCUCCCAGCCACAAGUCUCACGUGGAGGAAGCGUCUCACAGCAGGCCUCUGAUCGACAGGAAGAGGAAGUUUGUGGACACAGAGCUCGCCCAGGACACAGAAGAACUUUUCCAAGACCUCAGUCAGCUGCAAGAGAUCUGGAUUGCAGAAGCCCAGGUGCCUGAUGACGAACAGUUUGUCCCAGAUUUCCAGUCGGAUAGCUUGAUGUUUCAUGGCCCGCCACCAGCCAAGAUCAAACGAGAGCUGUCCCCCUCCGAAGAGCUCUCUCCCUGCCGCCAGGACCGGAGUCCCAUGCCCUACGGAGAGAAGUGCCUUUACAGCUACAGUGCCUGUGACAGGAAGCCCACUCCCGGGUUCAAGCCAUUAACUCCCCCCUCGACCCCCGUCUCUCCUUGCGGCCCCACCAGCACAGCAGUAACGCACCCACUGAGCGAGCAGACCCCCCCUCCUCCCCAUCCUCACCCCCACGUAGCCAACCCGACCGCAGGGCAGCGUCCCGUUCACGUUCAGCAGCCUAUCACAGCGAGCACCGGCUCCCCCAACCAGCAGGCCCUCCCAGUCCACAGCCACACUCCGCCCUUCGCCGUGCCCUGCGCCCCCAUCAGCCAGGAUGCCAACACCUUCACACCUGAGCACAGGUUCCAGAGGCAGAUGUCAGAGCCAUGUCUACCUUUCCCGCCAUCUGACAGCCAAGGACGCCCCCAGUUCCUGCCCCAGCCUCCAAACAGCAGCAACAACAGUCUGCCACGAGACAGCCGGCCACCGUACCACCGGCAGAUGUCAGAGCCGCUGGUAGCCGCUCCUCCUCCACAGGGGUUCAAACAAGAGCUCAUCGACCCGCGAUACACCGAGCAGGGCGUCCCCACCAUGGGCCCCCCGGUCCCGCCGCAGGGGCCUCAACGCCAGGCCGGUUUCCACCCCAUGGCCAUCAAGCAGGAGCCUCGGGACUUCUGCUUUGAUUCUGAAGUGCCUAACUGUCAGUCAUCGUUCGGGAGAGCGGGGAGCUUCUACCAGAAUAACCAUGAAAGUUUCUCCUUCGACAGAGAUCAUCAGCUGUACUUUGACGACACCUGCGUGGUGCCUGAGCGAUUAGAAGGCAAAGUAAAACAGGAGCCCUCCGUGUACCGUGACGGCCCCCCCUACCAGCGCCGCGGCUCCCUGCAGCUCUGGCAGUUCCUGGUCACUUUACUGGACGACCCUGCUAACGGUCACUUCAUCGCCUGGACCGGCCGUGGGAUGGAGUUCAAGCUCAUCGAGCCUGAGGAGGUUGCUCGCCGUUGGGGCAUCCAGAAGAACCGACCGGCCAUGAACUACGACAAGCUGAGCCGCUCACUGCGCUACUACUACGAGAAGGGCAUCAUGCAGAAGGUAAAGGUUGCAGGUGAGAGGUACGUGUACAAGUUUGUGUGCGACCCCGAGGCCCUCUUCUCCAUGGCCUUCCCCGACAACCAGAGGCCCAACCUGAAGGUGGACCCCGACAGCCUGCCAGGGCUGGACGACGACACGGUGCCCCUCACCCACUACGACGACGCUGCCCCCUACUUGCUGGAUGCCGCGGAGCAGUGCGUGGCCGGCCUGCCCUUCCCAGACGGCUACGGCUACUAAAGAAGUCCCGACCCACGACACACAUCGAUGUGCACAAACAGUUCCCUUGAUGCCCACUCUGGACCUGCUGAGCUGCGGGGAAGAUGAACCUCGCACUCUUGGCUCGUUGGAAAACCUUCCGGAAAAACUCAAGAAGCCCCCGAGCUACAAACGAGGGGUAAAACCUGCGACAUAAGAGUGAAAAGGAGAGGAACCAGUGAGGAUGAACUGGACUCAGUAGCUCUGCCCCACCAGGGCGCCGCUGUUUCUUCAGAGACCAAACAAGGCGGGGCCACACGCCGCCAUCUUUAAGAAGAACUGACAGCAAGACAAGUUGCAUUUCUGAUUUUGUGACAAUCUGCUUUUCUUAAAACUAAAAACAGAGUGAAAUUGUUAAAAAAAAAUCUAAAUUCUAUCGUUGCCUUUUUGGGUCCCCGUCCCCCACAUGUUCACGUCACCACAUCUCAAAGUACAAAGAUCCGUUAAAGGGCUUUAAUUUGCAAAAACAACGGAUUGACAAGAGAACAGCAUCUUCUAAUCCCACAGACGACUUUGUGUUUCUGUAGAUAGGACUCCUCUUUCUUUUAAAUAUGCCAGCUGUUUGUACACUUUGGUUGAGACCCGGGCCUCUCAGGUUUCUGGGGCGUUGCUGUAUUUUCAGGCUAGUCAGUCGGGCUGCUCUCUCUCUCUCGUGUUGAACGUUCUUUUAAUCGUACCGCCCCGUGUAACAGAUUGUAUCUGCUUCCCUUUAGAGACUGCACCCCUGCGGUAAGAGUCUAUACAGUACACUCCUCUGUAUCAUGUUUGUUUAUCACUGCUGGGUCCUUUUUUAUCCAGAUGAUUAGCACUCCAUCUCCUCUGUUUUCAAAAGGGAUACACGAGUACAUAUUUUCCCGUGAACGCCUAACAUCAUGUAUGAUAAACGUUGAUUUUCCUCCCUUCUUAUUUUUUUGUAUUCCUGUCUGGGUGCUUCAUGUUUCCUCGUCGAUGUACUAGUUCCUCUGAUGCACCAGUAUGGCAGGAGCAUCAGGAAGUUGCAUGCAAAAAAAAACAGAAGUUUUGUAUUUUAUUUAGACAUUUUGACGACCUUCUUUUUGGACACCUCUGCCGAUCACAAGUUGUCAAGCGGAGACUUCUGCUUCUCUUUGCAUGGUGUAAGUGUCCACUAACAUAUCGCUUUACUGUCUUUGGACAAGGAAGAUAUUUGUGAUAUUCUCUGCAGUUUUAUUUUUGUGUUCUUUAUGUAUGUUUCUGAACCGGGGCAAAGACAAAACGUAUAUAAAAGUAUAUAUUUUUGCUAUAAGGCUGCAUUUGUUUUGAUGUAUAAGCUGUAUAGAUCUGCCUCUAAUAGACAUGUUCCUUUUUCAAACGGAUCCCUACGGCGCUCCUCCUGCAGACUGUUUCUUUAAGAGGCCUCUUGUGUUUGGGUUCGGAUGAGAUGGAGGUUUUUAUCUCGCCGGUGAAAUGUGUGCACGUAAAAGGCCAGAGUUCCAGCAAAGGCCAAAACCAAGACGCACACGUUAUCAUGGGAUCCAUCCCGAGCACGGGGGGGAGUCUGCGCUUGUAUCGGCUUCAGCCCCCCCCGUCCCCUCCUCUCCCCUCCCCUCACAAUGUGUUUCUUACACUGCUGAGUUUAUUAUAAUCUGUACUGGGUACAAUAAACGGUCCUUUAUGCUUCAC
Molecule: messenger RNA, 3534 nt
Organism: Labrus bergylta (ballan wrasse)
Lineage: Eukaryota; Metazoa; Chordata; Actinopteri; Labriformes; Labridae
Gene: etv5a
Product: ETS variant transcription factor 5a
Biological process (GO): regulation of transcription by RNA polymerase II; cell differentiation
Cellular component (GO): nucleus
Molecular function (GO): sequence-specific DNA binding; DNA-binding transcription factor activity, RNA polymerase II-specific
Source: RefSeq, a predicted model, not a curated record